GGAUCCUUGGCAAGAGGGCAGCAGCAGCAGCAGCAGCAGCAGCAGCAGCAGCAGGAGAUACAUCCCAGACCAAACUGCCUGAGCAACAUGAUCGUUUUAAGAACCGCCGUUUGCCUGUGCCUGCUGGUGGGCUUCUCGCUUCAGGUGGACGUGAAAAGUGGGAAAGAGGCAGGAAAAGCCGGGAAUUUUAUGGAAGAUGAGCAAUGGCUGUCAACCAUCUCCCAGUACGGGCGUAAGACCAAACACUGGAAUCGCUUCAGAGACGAAGUUGAGGAUGACUACAUCAAAAACAUGGAGGAGAACAUGGGCUCUGAUGAAACCGUGGACACCACCAAGGACCCGUGCCAGAAUGUGAAGUGCAGCCGCCAUAAGGUGUGCGUCGCUCAGGGCUACCAGAGGGCCAUGUGUGUGAAUCGCAAGAAACUGGAGCACAGAGUCAAACAGUCAGGGCAGCUGGAGGCCCAUGAAAGCAGCUGCAAGCCUUGUCCUGUUGCUGCCUCCUCACCUGUAUGUGGCUCUGAUGGACACAACUACGCCUCUGAGUGUAAGCUGGAGCAGCAGGCCUGCCUCACAGGCAAAGAGCUGAGCAUCAUGUGUGCUGGCUUUUGCCCCUGUGCCACUGCCUCCGUUACCCUCACAAAUACUGACACGAAACGUGACAGCUGCACCGGCCAGGACCUGGCAGACCUGGGCGACCGCCUGAGAGACUGGUUCCAACUCCUUCAUGGAAACGCGAAGCAGAAUAACUCUGGCAAGCUCGGAGCUGGCACCGCUUCAGCGCUGGACAAGAGCCUUGUAGCCAGCUGCAAGGACUCCAUUGGCUGGAUGUUCUCAAGGCUAGACACCAAUAGUGACUUGUACCUGGACCAAGCUGAGCUAGCUGCUAUUAACCUGGACAAGUACGAGGUCUGCAUCCGACCUUUCUUCAACUCCUGCGACAGCUACAAGGAUGGAAAGGUCUCUACGGCAGAGUGGUGCCUCUGCUUCUGGAGAGAAAAGCCGCCGUGCCUUGCCGAGCUGGAGAGGAUCCAAGUGCAGGAGGCGGCCAAGAAGAAGCCCGGGAUGUACAUUCCCAGCUGCGAUGAAGACGGCUACUACAGGAAAGUGCAGUGCGACCAAAGCCGAGGGGAGUGCUGGUGCGUCGACCAGCAUGGUGGAGAGAUGAUGGGCACCAGAAUCCAUGGCAACCCCGACUGCGAUGAAGUGGCGGGAUAUUCUGGAGAUUUUGGGAGUGGAGUGGGAUGGGAGGACGAAGAGGAGAAGGAGGCAGAGGACACCGGAGAGGAGGCGGAAGAGGAGGAAGAGGAGGAGGGCGAGGCGGACGAUGGAGGAUACAUCUGGUAGAACUGUCUGACCCUACGCGGAGAGCCGAGUCACAGCCGCUGGCCUGAAAAUCUACAGGGAUGGCUCUCUUCUCACAGCAAAAGAUUUUGGGACCGGACCGGGAAGGCAUGGAGUUGUGUAUCAUCCUGGUGGGAUACGUGCUGCUGGGCAGGUCCAGGGAUAAGACGAUGACCAGUUUUUGUCUUAGAUAUGUGUAAUUGCUUCAUUCUCUUGUCUCUGUUUUUUGAGCAACAGAGCUUUUUGUUUUGCCGUCCUGAAAAGCAGGAACCACUGACUGCUGCGCCAUAGGUAGCUAAAGUCCAUCAGAAUUCCUAUGUUGUCUGACCGCCAUCUAUGCAUAUAGAGAUUACCAGUAAUUUUGUAUAGUGUGAACAAUUGCUUGAGUAUUAGAGCCGAUGUCCCACUGGAAUGACUAGAGAUCAGAAUUUAAAGGAAUAGUUCGACAUUUUGGGGAACAUGCUUCUUUGCUUUCUUUCCAAGAGUUUUAUAAGAAGCUUGAUAGCACUGUUAAAUACAGUAUAUGAAGCUAGAGCAAUGAGACGGUUAGCUUAGUUUAGCUUAGCAUAAUGACUGGACACUGGGAAACAGUUGGCUCUGUCUAAAGAUAGAACAAUAUCAGAACUUAACUUCUAAAGCUCACUAAAUAACAUAUUAUAUCUUGUUGUUGUUUUUAAUCUGUACAAAAACCACAGUAUAACCACAACAUGUUGGGUUAUUAUGUGCCGGACUAUCCAGGAAGUCACUGCACCAGAAAAAGAAAUAGACCGGCACAUAACAGCCUGUAAAAAUGCAAACUGUUUUUACAGUUUUUGUACGGUUUAAAUUAAUGAGCUAUAAUGUUUCAAUUAGUGAGCUUUAGAGGUGCUGGUAGGUGGAUUUUGUUGACUUUGGACAGAGCCAGGCUAGCUUAUUUUUAAGUCUUUAGUGAAUGGUAUGUCACUGUGGUGUUCACAACUUGUUUCCACUGCCCUCCAAUGGCCAACCAAAUCAGUUAUUGCAGCUAUGAGCGUAGCUAAGCUAAUCAUCUCCUGAUUUUAGCUUCAUAUUUAUGGUACAGAAGUAUUUAUCUUCUCAUCUAUCUCGAAAUAGAUAGCAUAUAAGCAUAUUUCCCAAAAUGUUAUAAUUCUGUUAAAGCAGAUCAGUGUAAUGUGGUAAUGUAUUUCCAAACUGAUUCUGUAUAUAAAUCCAGUGUAAAGGAUCUGUGAAGAUAGCUUUGAGGAUUUCAGGUUACUCCGGUUUCAAGCUACCUUUAUGACAAAGGUGCACCACAGCUCAUAGCAGUUUUUAAAUUGACAUGCUUUACACAUUAAGUGGAAACACACAAAUAUACAGGACCUACAUUUCCAGUUAGAUUACUUUAAUUAUAACCUGUAGAAUGUACUUUAAUGGCCCAAACUGCACCUACAGUAGAAACCACGAGUCGCUAACUCUGAAAUCAUGUCAAAGAAUGUGCCACUACUAUCUUUCAUUCUGAGUUUGCAACUUGAAAAAUUGUACUUUAUGUUUAUAAAAAAAAAAUUGUGUGCGUUACUUGAAGUUCUGUGUGUAUACUUGAAUUCACAUUGUAUUUUUUUCUAUGAGAAUACUGUUGCCAUGUCUUCAUUCAUGCUAUUAGGCCAGCCAUUUGGUUGUUUUUAGUAUUGCAUGUUAGUAAAUAAGAAUGUACUUCUAGGCUGAGCACUUUACUAAUAAAGGCACUGGAGCCAAA
Molecule: messenger RNA, 3052 nt
Organism: Perca fluviatilis (European perch)
Lineage: Eukaryota; Metazoa; Chordata; Actinopteri; Perciformes; Percidae
Product: testican-2-like
Exons: 11
Coding region: 88-1344 (418 amino acids)
Molecular function (GO): calcium ion binding; protein binding
Source: RefSeq, a predicted model, not a curated record